This is a messenger RNA of Papilio machaon (common yellow swallowtail), 932 nucleotides long. RefSeq lists its product as uncharacterized. Lineage: Eukaryota; Metazoa; Arthropoda; Insecta; Lepidoptera; Papilionidae. The record is from RefSeq and is a predicted model, not a curated record. The transcript is spliced from 2 exons.
UUGCGUGCUCUUUCUCGCUUGCGCAGCCUGUCGGCUCCGAUUGCGUGCUCUUUCUCUAUCGCGUAGCCGAUCGGCUCCGAUUGCGUGCCCGCUGCGGCCGCGCCGACCGCCAUUUUGAUAGCAACAUUUGAACGUAAUAGUUGUGCGUACUUGUACGAAAAGAUGAAUGAUGAAAAAUUAAUAAUACUCGUGUCAAAAUAUGAGUGUUUAUUUGACAUAACCAAGCCAUCAUAUAGCGAUCGGAUAAUGAAAGACAAUGCAUGGGAGGAAAUUAGCAAAUGUCUCGGAAUAAGAAUCUGUAAAAAUAAAACAAACACACAAAAUAGAAAUAUAAGACUGCCGUACCAAAACGAACUAUAAAAUAAAACUUAAAAGAAAGUUCUUUUUUACCAAAAAGAACUUUCUUUUAUAAUACCAUUUUUUCGCAAUCGAAACCAAAUAUCUAAUGUAACAUUAUCAUCGGAUGAUUCAGAGCCUGGCACACCAAUACCACCACCAUCGACAUCAUCUAAACGUUCUGACCAUUCUGAAGUUGAAUCGCUUGCAAGUACUUCUGGCUCGAAAAAGAGACCACGCUUAAGCAAAGAUGUUGCUACGGUUUUCGAAGAGUAUCUUGAAGAAAAAAGAAAUACUACACCCCGUGACAAGGCAUUACGUAAUUUUUUUUUGUCUAUGUCAGAUACAGUGGAAACAUUCCCAAAAGAAGUCCAAGCACGAAUUAAAAGGCGCGUGUUUAACAUUGUUAAUGAAGCUGAAUUAAGUCUGUAUGAAAAUAGUACAGAUUUGAAUUAUUCUUUGUCUAUAAAUUCACCGCCAUCGACUAAUCAAUCUACUUACCUAGUGUCAAACGAAACCUAUAUUCCUCAAAACUAUCCAGAUCAGACUACUUACGGGUACAAUACCAGCACACAAAAUACAAAAUAAUAAACAAU